Molecule: messenger RNA, 1710 nt
Organism: Aspergillus versicolor CBS 583.65
Lineage: Eukaryota; Fungi; Ascomycota; Eurotiomycetes; Eurotiales; Aspergillaceae
Product: MFS transporter
Exons: 3
Coding region: 1-1710 (569 amino acids)
Biological process (GO): transmembrane transport
Molecular function (GO): transmembrane transporter activity
Source: RefSeq, a predicted model, not a curated record
AUGGACAAGGAGCUCGCCGUGGCACGGACCGAUGCCGAUGCCGAUAUUUGCAUUCCCACGGCCACCGAGGCUUACUCCGAUGAUACCGAGACCGAGACCGAUAUCGACAUCGACACCGACAGUCACACCCUCGAGCACCCCAAUUCGCUUGAAUUGUCGCGCAUAGAGACAUACCGGCUGCAACAGAAGACAACAGUUGGGUCGACGAGGGGUCCCCAGCCGCGAGAGACAUGGCUGCCCAUGGGUGCUGGGAAGGAGUACCCUCCCUUAUUGCCCGAUCCAGAGGGCUUUGUAGUCGAGUUCGACGGAGCGGGAGACCCAAUGCAUCCGUAUAAUUGGAGUUUGACUAGACGGAUCCUACUCGUAAUCAUUCUAUCAUACAGCACAUUCGCCAAUUCCUUCACAAGCGCCGUCUUCUCCGCCGCCAUUGGAGCCGUCAGCGAAGACUUCCAUAUCAGUCGAGAGGCCGCAUCACUCGGCGUGACACUCUUUGUGCUCGGCUUCGCCGCUGGCCCUAUCGCCUGGGCACCCAUGUCCGAAGUAAUCGGCCGGCGCUGGCCAGUCUGCAUCGGGGCAUUCGGAUGUGGCGUCUUCACAAUCGCCUGCGCAACAGCCAAGGACGCACAAACAAUCAUGCUCACCCGGUUCUUCGCCGGCUUAUUCGCAGCAGGGCCUUUAUCCGUCGUGCCCGCCGUCUUCGCGGACCUAUUCGCCCCCGCGCAGCGCGGAAUCGUCAUGUCCCUAUUCUGCAUGGCUGUCUUUAUCGGACCCUUUGCUGCGCCGUUUGUCGGUGGGUUUAUUGCAAUGACGCUCGGAUGGCGCUGGAUCAUGUAUAUCUCGGCCAUUAUGGUAUUUCUGGGAUUCGUGCUGGUGGCGCUGUGGAUGGAGGAGACUUAUGCGCCGGUGAUUCUGGUUCACAAGGCGUCUGUCUUGCGACGGCAGACGCAUAACUGGGGCAUUCAUGCGAAACAGGAUGAGGUGGAGGUGGCGUUUGCAGAACUCGUGAAGAAUAACUUUAUGCGUCCGCUGCGGAUGCUCGUCACCGAGCCUAUCCUGCUGCUUGUCUCGCUUUAUAUCUCGUUUGUGUACGGGCUGAUGUAUGCCCUGCUGGGUGCCUACCCGGUUGUCUUCCAGGAGGUGUACGGCAUGAAUAUGGGUGUUGCCGGGCUGGCGUUCAUUGGGCUUAUUAUUGGUGAGCUGCUCGGGGGAGUGUACAUUCUGCUCUUGCAGAGCGGGUAUGUACGCAAACUUGAAGCGAAUAAUAACCAGCCUGUCCCUGAGUGGCGUCUGUCUCCGGCGAUUGUCGGGUCUGUGGCGUUUGCAGCUGGUCUGUUCUGGUUUGGAUGGUGUGGGUAUAGACCUGAUAUCCACUGGAUGGCCCCGGUUGCGUCUGGGCUGUUGACGGGGUUCGGGAUCUUUUGUAUCUUUUUGCAGUGCUUUAACUAUAUCGUGGACUGCUAUCCCACACUAGCGGCCUCAACGAUUGCAGCAAAUACCAUCCUCCGUUCGGCGGUAGGAUGUGCCUUUCCGCUAUUCUCUCGGCAGAUGAUGGAGAAUCUGGGAGUACAGUGGGCCGGGACCUUAUUAGGGUGCAUCAGUGCAGCGAUGAUCCCGAUCCCAGUGCUGUUCCGAAUGUAUGGGCCGUGGCUGCGGCAGAAGAGCGCCCUGGCCUGUGCUUCGGUGUAUACUAAGGGGGAUGUUGAUGUAUGA